GUUUUCAGAAGAAGCCUUUUGUAGACUGUUUGGGUGGGUUCCCUUCUUUUAUUUACUGAAUUCACCAGAGGUGACCAAGACACAAACAACGUCAAAAUGAAGUUCAUCAUUGGCAUUGGAGGAGUGACCAACGGUGGGAAGACCACUCUGACAAAUAGACUCCUAAAAAAGAUACCCAACUGCUGUGUGGUGCACCAGGAUGACUUUUUCAAGAAACCCGAUCAAAUAGAAGUCGGGGAGGACGGCUUUAGACAGUGGGAUGUGAUCGACGCCAUGGACAUGGAGGCCAUGGUCAACACUGUGAAAGGCUGGCAGGAGAACCCGGUCAAGUUUGCCCGCUCGCACGGCGUCAGCCUGUCACCUGAGGUUGGGGUAUCUGACUCGGAGGAGGGGAUCCAUAUCCUCAUCGUGGAGGGGUUCCUCAUCUACAACUACAAGCCUCUGAUUGACAUCUAUGACAAAUGUUUCUACAUUUCCAUUCCUUAUGAGGAGUGCAAAAGGAGGAGAAGUACAAGGACGUACACAAUGCCCGACCCCCCCGGCCUGUUCGAUGGCCACGUCUGGCCCAUGUACUUGAAACACAGGAAAGAGAUGGAGAACAACUGUGACAGAAUACAGUACCUUGAUGGGAUGACAUCAAAGGAUGAUAUCUACAACAAAGUACAUGAAAGUGUUCAGAACUCCCUGCUGAAUAACCUAUAGACAGACGGGGACGACAAGGAUUUGUGUAUAGACUUGUAAAUAUAACUUUGCUUCCGGGUGCAACACCGGUUCUGCACUUCUAGUCUAAAUUUGUAAAUAGUUCAUCCUGUAACUUAUUAAGAACUAAUGGCAGAAGUGUCGUGUUUUGUAUAGUCCUAUGUAAUUUUUUCUAAAAGAUAAGCCACCUCUGGACAGAUCUCCACUUUGAUCUUGUUGUUUGUGAACGUAGGAAACGUCCACUGGAGGAUCUGUGUCUCGCAAACCAAUGAAACGACUGAAACUAA
Pseudoliparis swirei is the source of this 986-nucleotide messenger RNA. RefSeq names its product nicotinamide riboside kinase 2-like. The transcript is spliced from 8 exons. Bases 97 to 702 code for a protein of 201 amino acids. NCBI's taxonomy places the organism in Eukaryota, Metazoa, Chordata, Actinopteri, Perciformes, Liparidae. The record is from RefSeq and is a predicted model, not a curated record. Gene Ontology annotation, cellular component: cytoplasm.